AAAUUAUGAGUACCAUAAAACAAACUUAAUUAGAGAUAAACAGAGAAAACAUGCAACAACCAGUGCAUGUUUUCCUUUUUAAUCUCAUAGCCGUUUAAUAACUCUUUCAUUUUCUUGUCUUUAUUUAUUUUUUUUUAUUUUUUAUUUUUGUAUAUAGAAGGAUCAAUCAGUUCAUGCAUGUUAAUUAUAAUUAGAAAUUUAGAACUGAACAAACCUGCUUGGACCGGAGCUGAUUUCAUAUAGUGGACAAAUAAGAUGGGAAGUGCUCGAAACUUCCAAUCUCUUAAAUUAAUGUAACUGUUUUAUAAUAUAAAUAAUAUUGUUUGUUAAAAAAUAAAUAAAAUAAUCUACCACUUCCUUUACAAAAAAAAAUAAAAAAAUAAAAAAAAUCAAACUUGCUUAAUAAAAAAGGACUGUCAUUGCUCACUUCCUACGUUUUAAUGUAAAUAAUAUUAUUUGUUAAAAAAAAUAAAGGAUUGCCACUAGAAGGUAAAUUGAAAGCAAAAGGGUUAAUAAUAGAAUUACCAUCCAAGUUCCAACUAAUUAACCCCACUGGUUUUUACUCUCCACCGUAUAAAUUUGAUGCAUCAUCCACCCUGUAAUCACUGCAACUUGACACCCCGGCAAAACCCAAGCCAUCCGCUUCAUUUUUUACCCAACACGAAUAUUCCCCCCGACUAUUCCGGACCCGUCAAUUUCCCCAUAACUCUUCGUUUUUUUUUUUUUUUUUUUUUAAUCCACCCCACCCGCCGCCCUCCUCUCCCACUCGCCUCUCCCCUCUCCAUCCACCGGCAAGCGAUGCGCCGACGACCUUCACGUUCUUGAAUCUCAUCAAGGCCGUCCGUUUUCUCUUUUCCUUCUUUCUCGAUCGAUUCUCGGCCCUCCGAUUCCCCCUGAGAACCGACGACGAUGAUGAUGAAGAAAGAAAACGGAGACGAUCACGUGCACGUCUUGGAGAUCAACCUCAUCUCCGCCCAGGGCCUCAAGCCUCCCUCCGCCGCCCUCCGCCGCAUGCAGACCUACGCCCUCGCCUGGGUCGACUCCGCCCACAAGAUCCGCUCCCGGGUCGACAAGAUCGGCGGCGAGAACCCGACGUGGAACGAUCGGUUUCUCUUCAAGGUCCCGUCCGCAUUUCUCUCAAGCGAGACCUCCCAGGUCUCCAUCCAGAUUUACGCCGUCGGCUGCUUCAGCGACCACCUCGUCGGCACCGUCCGACUUCUCAUCAACAACUUUCUCGACGUCGCGUCCAAGGUUCCGUCGUUUACGGCCAUACAAAUUCGGAGACCUUCUGGAAGAUUCCAAGGCGUGUUGAAUGUGGCCGCGAUGGUGAUCGACGGCUCGUACCUGGCCCCGGCGGUGAGCGAGUUGUCUGCGGUCGGGUACCGCGACCUGAUGGGAAAGGGAGAAAGCUUCCGGCGCCGGCGACGCGACAGCAUGAAGAGCAAAUCGAGUGAUUACUCCGGCGAUUCGAAGGAAAACUCUUUCACUGAGUCGGCGGAGAACUCAGACGUCGGCGGGUCGGCGGCAUCAUCUCCGGCGACGCCGUUACCGCCUCUGAAGGAGUUGAACACGAUCACCGAAUUGGCGGGAACAACAAGGCAGGUGUUGAAGGCUCGUCCAACGGACGGCUCGCGUUUCCUGUGCUGCUUGCUGACGCAGAGGAAAAUUCAAUACAGUCCGUCGGAUGAGAACGCAGAUGGGGCGCACAGCAGAGAAAGGUAAAAAGAAAGAGUAAAACGGUAAAAGAGUCAAAAAAGUUUGACGAGCGUGGAGGUUAUUCGUGUGAAUAAUGCCGGUGGAGGGAUGGAGAUUAAAACGGUAAUGAGAGAGGAUUAAGAGUAAGAGAGUGCAAAUUACGGAUUAAUGAGGAGUUUGAUUACGAGUAGCCAGAGUUUAGUUUCUUCUUGAUUCUAAAAUAAAAAUGUAGGAAUCAGGCAGGCACUGGAGAUUGUUGGCUUCUAUUAAGCAUGUAAUUUUGCUUUUUGUGCAAACAAUGUGCAAUUAGUCAUGCAAUAAUCUCAUCAAAUUUUCCUCUAA
Molecule: messenger RNA, 2037 nt
Organism: Pyrus x bretschneideri (Chinese white pear)
Lineage: Eukaryota; Viridiplantae; Streptophyta; Magnoliopsida; Rosales; Rosaceae
Exons: 1
Coding region: 910-1722 (270 amino acids)
Biological process (GO): defense response
Source: RefSeq, a predicted model, not a curated record